Messenger RNA from Mangifera indica (mango), 3005 nucleotides. RefSeq names its product protein IQ-DOMAIN 32-like. The transcript has 6 exons. Bases 232 to 2574 code for a protein of 780 amino acids. The record is from RefSeq and is a predicted model, not a curated record. Lineage: Eukaryota; Viridiplantae; Streptophyta; Magnoliopsida; Sapindales; Anacardiaceae. Gene Ontology annotation, molecular function: protein binding.
UCGCCUAUCUCAACGGACCUGGCAAACAACGCAACGGCCUUUCUCAAUGGGCGGAUUCCAACGCAAGAGUGAACUACAUUUAAGGAGUGCGUUGAGGCCCGUGGUCUCUCUGUUACAAUUCCAACACAACACAAAAAUAUAGGGUCUCUAUUCUGAGCUGAGAGAGUGCGUGGGAGAGAGUGAGGUCUGUGUGACUAUUCGAGUAAAAACAGAUAAGAAAGAAGAAAAGAGAUGGGAAGAUCCACAUCCACUUCUUCUUGUUUGAAAAUUAUCGCCUGUGGUAGCGACUCAGCUGAUAAAGAUGAUCUUGAUUUCUCUGAGAGCAAAGGUGCAAAUGACAAACGCGGGUGGAGUUUUCGAAAGAGAUCUGCUCGGCAUCGAGUGCUAAGCAACACUGUGAUUACAGAAACCCCUUUAUCUGCCAAAAAGGAGAGCCCAGAAUCUGCUGAUGUCAACUUCCUACCACCCAAUAACUCCAAUGUUCCAGAGAAAGUGUCCAUGAUACAAUGCAUUGAAGAGAAACCUCAGCUGUCAACUCCAGUGGAAUUGAAAAAAUCUGAGACCACUGCUGUCACUGAUACUGAGAGCAAGCAUAAUUCAAUCCCUGAUGAGUCUAUUGUUACUGUCAUCCAGGCUGCUGUCCGAGGGUUCUUGGCUAAAAGAGAACUCCUAAAGCUUAAGAAUGUAGUUAAGUUGCAAGCUGCUGUACGUGGGCACUUAGUUCGGAGACAUGCCGUGGGAACCCUACGUUGUGUUCAAGCCAUUGUUAAGAUACAAGGUCUUGUUCGUGCUCGUCAUGCCCAUCUUUCUCUGGAUAUUUCAAGUACUGAGAAGAAGGAGAAGGAAAAUUUGGUAUCUAAACCAAAUGAAACCUACAUUUCUAUUGAGAAACUACUUAGCAAUAGUUUUGCUCGACAGCUAAUGAAAUCAACACCGAAGACCAAGCCCAUCAAUAUUAAAUGUGAUCCUGCUAAAUCAGAUUCUGCUUGGAAUUGGUUGGAGAGAUGGAUGUCUGCUUCAGCUAUGAAACAGUCACCAACAACAGAGUCACCUGAAAAAAAGAAGACUGAGAAUUUUGCCUCUCCUGUAGAAACUAUUCAUUCUGAAGUUUCAUGUGAUUCAGUGCAUGUGGACUCAAAAACAGUUGUUAAGGAAUCUGUUAUGCUAUCUCAAAGUGAAGAAAAUCUGAUGACUCCUGAUGCAGACAAGUUUGUUUUUCAGCCAUGCCAGCCAACUUCUAUGUUGAGAGGUGAUUUGGAGCUGUGUCAGCCUGAGAACACCAACACAUCUGAUGUGAAUGAGAUCCCAACAGAGAUGAGUUAUCAUCAUAAUCAAGUAAAGCAAUCAGAUGAAGCUUCUGAAAAGGAACUGAACUCUCUUUCUAGUGACCCUGAAAUUGAAAGUAAACAACACAAACAUUCAAUGAAAAGGGUUGCCUCUGACAAUCUUGAGACAGAGGAGAAGAAGUUUGUAUUUGGAUCAAGAAAGUCAAGUAAUCUGUCAUUCAUUGCUGCUCAAUCAAAAUUUGAGGAGCUCAGUUCAUCAGCCAAUUUAGAAAAAUCAAUCAGUUCAGUGCACCAAGAUGUAUCAGUUGACUCAAAUGCAGACACAGUUUUCUCUGGGGCAGAUACUUUGAACAGGACAAAGGAUCUUGACACAACAGAAAAUUCACUGUCUAGGUUUUAUGGUGACUCUGACUGUGGCACUGAACUUUCUGUUACUUCGACUCUUGAUUCUCCUGAUAUUUCUGAAGUUGGAACCAGAGAAUAUGGGAAUGAAGCUAAAGUGACGGAGAAGGAAAUUUGUGAUCCAACCAACUCAGGUAACCUUGAUAUCAAAGAUGCAACUACAAUCCCAGUGUCUGAUAAGUCCCAUUCAGUUGUGGAUCAACCUGAGAAGGUUGAUGAGAUCGAAGUUGAAUCUGUUACUUCAGCUGCAGUUGUAGACUCUCCACCUUUAGAGCACAAGCCAGAAGGUAUUUCAUCUGAUGUCCACAAAGUACCGAACAAUGAGACAGGGCAUCAAACAUGCAGGUCAUCCCCGGAAGCCUCUCCCAGAAGCCAUAUGACUGUUCCAGAGUCCCAUGGAACACCUUCAAGCCAGGUAUCUGUGAAAACUAAAAACAGCAGAACAGAAAGGAGUGGAUCCAACCGAAAGCAUAAGUCCCUGUCAGCAAGCAAGGGAUCUCCAUCAAAUCCAAAUCAUGAUUCUGGUGCAAGAAGUAGUAUGGAACGGUUGCCAAAAGAUCAGAAAAUUGGGAAGAGACGCAAUUCCUUUGGUUCUACAAAAAGUGAUAACAUUGACCAACAACCAGGAGAUGGUAGCAGUAGCAGUUCUAUCCCCCAUUUCAUGCAAGCCACAGAAUCUGCAAGAGCCAAGCUUCAAGCAAAUAACUCACCUAGAUCAAGUCCAGAUGUCCCUGACAGAGACAUCUACAUCAAGAAGCGGCAUUCCUUGCCUGUUGCAAAUGGAAGACACGGUUCUCCCCGUAUCCAGCGGUCAUCUUCUCAAGCUCAGCAGGGUGCAAAGGGAAAUGGUACCCAUCCUAUUCAUGAGAGAAAAUGGCAAAGGUGAUGAGAAGCAUGAUGGCAGUUGUGUUAGUAACCUGUUCGGACAAGAGAUUUGGAUUAGAUUGGAUUGGAUUGUUGGUCUACGUGACUGAUCACUAUAUAGAUCUACACCUCUAGUUCCUUUGCAUUCGACUAUGUGGUAGCUGAACUAUGCAUUGUGGUGGUAUUAUGGCAGGAAAGGAUACUGUAAAGGUAUAAAAAAGGAGUGAUCAGGAUCCGUGUAUAUUGUUAGUACCCAAUCAUUUCUAAAUAUUUUUUUUCGAACUUCGCCCAGAGGAAUGCUUGUGUGUUUAUUCAAUCUGUGUGAUUAUAAAGGCUUGUUACAGAUGUUUUGGGAUGUGUAUCUGAAAGUUUGAUACAUUGACUAUCAAGUGGAAGGCUUCUGCUGUAGUUGUUUUCCCACUUGCAUUGUAAUAAAUUGAUUAGUUUUCAUUC